AUGGCGAGAGGAGAUCAUCAUCGUAAUGUGUGUAUCAUCCAUGUGUCUGCACAUGGAACAAAUCCUGCAAGUGCUGCUAUGUGUGGAAUGAAAAUCAUUACUGUGGGAACUGACUCCAAAGGUAAUAUCAAUAUUGAAGAGGUACGCAAGGCUGCUGAGGCAAACAAGGAGUAUCUAUCUGCUCAUAUGGUUACCUAUCCUUCUACUCACGGAGUUUAUGAGGAGGGUAUUGAUGAGAUUUGCAAGAUUAUUCAUGACAAUGGAGGUGAAGUUUACAUGGAUGGAGCUAACAUGAAUGCACAGGAAUCUCAGAGUUAUCCAAUAAAGGAGGCAUCUAUUAUUUUUCAAUUUUCAUCUGGUGCUUAACUUUAUCCUGAUUCUUAUAAACAAUGGGAAUCUCAGAGUUAUCCAAUGAAGCGUAUGUUAUUUUGAAGAACAUGAGUGAUCGACAUAGAAGGCAACUUCAAUGGUAAGCCAUCUGACAUUAGGAGCACCACCCAAAAUACAAAACCAGUCCAAUGACAUUGAAAGGAAUGAUAUUAAUAUUUAAGCACAUAUAACAGAUGUUAUCCCUUCUUUUAGGUUCUUGUAACGUUUUGGUCCCUUUUUAAAGAUAUAGGCUUCGUAUAUUCAUUGAAGUUAGUCAACAUACUAUGGUUGGAGGGUCUGUUGCUGCCUCUUCAAGUUCUAAGGUUUUUUUUUUAAUUUCAAAAUUUUCAUUUCUAUGAUUUUCUUUCUUACACAUCAUUUACCUAACAACAUUUGAC
Molecule: messenger RNA, 767 nt
Organism: Lactuca virosa
Lineage: Eukaryota; Viridiplantae; Streptophyta; Magnoliopsida; Asterales; Asteraceae
Source: the annotation of a GenBank genome assembly